UUCCCUGCACUGAGUGAAUGGAAGAGUCUCCAGGAUUUUCUUCUGCUUCUCGCCCUGGACUGGAGAAGUGAGGGGACAUCUCUCUAUCCUCAUCCAUCUCGCUCCAUCCAUACCCGAAAGGAUUUGAGACAGUGCAAUGUGUUUUCAUCCUCUUGCCGCUGCAACCACUUGAUACUAUGCAAUGCGCAGGGAGAGGGCUUUGCAAAAUGGAUUUGUUCGAUUUUAAAGGAUUUCUUCUCUAAUAAGGAUCGCAUUGCACACAAAUAUGACUAAAUCCCCAAUUUGGUAAAUCUUUCUUCCCCCCCACCCCUCCUCUUUGGGUUCCCUCCCGCCCACCCCCACCCCUUCAGAGGAGCAAGCACAGGGAGCUGAUGACGGACCCAUUAAUCCCUUCUUCAAUGCAUCAAAAGAAGCCGAAGGGCUGGAAGUCGCUGGGCUCGGAGUCCUGCAGGAAAUGCUUCGAUCUGCUUUUGGUUUUGUAUGAAACUGGUGACUAGGGGCUCGGCUAGCCCCGCCGCCGCCCGCCGGCACCUGGAUGCACGGGUCGCCGCCGCCGCCGCCGCCUUGCCCGCCGCCGCGAUGCAACGCUUCUGGUGGUGCUGCCGGUAGCUCGGGUGCGAUGGGAGCGAGCCGGCGGUGAUUAGUGGAAGGCGGCGAGGGAGAGCGAGCGAGAGGAAGGGCUGCUCCGCUCUGCUGUGUGUGGGCUUCAGGAUUUUUUUUUUUCUUCUUCUUCUUCUUUUCCUACUUCCAUCCUCUCCCCACCACUGGAAGUCCUCCCGUAUCUAAAUGGAAUUAGUGGAGACCGAAGCCCCUUGUGUAAGGCACAGACAUGACCCAUGGGCGCAGCUUCUUUCACAUUGUAGCAAGUCUAAUCAUCCUACAUUUGUCUGGGGCAACCAAAAAAGGAACAGAAAAGCAGACUACUGCCGAAGGACAGAAACCAGUGCAGUGUGGAACUUGGACAAAAUAUGCAGAAGGAGGCGUCUUCACUUCUCCCAAUUAUCCCAACAAGUAUCCUCCUGACAGAGAGUGUGUCUACAUUAUUGAAGCUGCCCCUAGACAAUGCAUUGAACUACACUUUGAUGAAAAAUAUUCCAUAGAACCUUCAUGGGAGUGUAAAUUUGACCAUAUUGAAGUACGAGAUGGACCUUUUGGCUUUUCCCCAAUCAUUGGACGUUUCUGUGGACAGCAAAAUCCACCUAUGAUAAAAUCCAGUGGCAGAUUUCUGUGGAUUAAAUUUUUUGCUGAUGGUGAGCUGGAAUCUAUGGGGUUUUCUGCUCGAUAUAAUUUUACACCUGAUCCCGAUUUUAAGGACCUUGGAGUUUUGAAACCAUUGCCAGUUUGUGAGUUUGAGAUGGGAGGACCUGAAGGAAUUGUGGAAUCUGUACAAAUUGUCAAAGAAGGAAAAGCCUCUGAAACUGAAGCAGUAGACUGUAAAUGGUACAUCAGAGCACCACCCAGAUCCAAGAUAUACUUGCGAUUUUUGGACUAUGAGAUGCAGAAUUCCAAUGAAUGCAAAAGGAAUUUUGUCGCUGUUUAUGAUGGAAGCAGCUCCGUGGAGGAUUUAAAAGCAAAGUUUUGUAGCACUGUUGCUAAUGAUGUAAUGCUGCGGACGGGUCUCGGUGUGAUCCGCAUGUGGGCAGAUGAAGGCAGUCGAAGCAGCCGAUUCCAGAUGCUCUUCACAUCUUUCCAAGAACCCCCUUGUGAAGCCAACACAUUCUUUUGCCACAGUAAUAUGUGUAUUAAUAAUACAUUGGUCUGCAAUGGACUCCAGAAUUGUGUGUAUCCUUGGGAUGAAAACCACUGCAAAGAAAAAAGAAAAGCUAACCUAUUGGACCAACUUACCAAUACCAGUGGGACCAUAAUUGGGGUGACAUCUUGCAUUGUUAUCAUCCUCAUUGUUAUCUCUGUGAUAGUACAGAUCAAGCAGCCUCGUAAAAAAUUUGUCCAAAGGAAAACAGACUUUGAUCAAACGGUGUUCCAGGAGGUGUUUGAGCCUCCUCAUUAUGAGUUAUGCACCCUCAGAGGGACAGGGCCUACAGCUGACCUUGCUGAUGUUACAGAUGACUUUGAAAAUUAUCAUAAACUGCGGAGAUCAUCUUCAAAAUGCAUUCAUGACCAUCACUGUGGAUCACAAGUGUCUAGCACUAAGGGCAGCCGUAGUAACCUCAGCACAAGAGAUGCUUCUGUCUUGACAGAAAUACAACCCCAACCUGUAAAACCACUCAUUCAGCCCAUGAACAGGAGAAAUAUCCUUGUCAUGAAGCAUAGCUACUCACAAGAUGCUGCAGAUGCGUGUGAGAUAGAUGAAAUUGAAGAGGUACCAACCACAAGCCACAGGCUGUCCAGACAUGAUAAAGCUGUUCAGCGGUUCUGCCUCAUUGGGUCUCUAAGCAAACAUGAGUCUGAGUACAACACAACUAGGGUCUAGGAGACAAACUUGAGAAACACUAUUUAUACAAUCAAGGGAACUGUGAAUGGAAAAAUCUAUAGUGAACUAUUUCAGCUAUCAGGAAGAAAGAGUGGACAUGUUUCAAAUUUCAUUUCACUGCCUUUAUCCAAACUUAAAAAUUACAGACAUUUCUUACUUCUUUUGAAAGGGAUUCCCACUGCACAAUAAUAUGUUUAUUUUGUAAUUUGCUUGCUGGCCACCAAGUGCUCCUUAGUUUUUAAAUACAUUAUCAGGUUUACUACAAACUUGAAGAGAUUAACUCAUGACUGAGACUGUCCCUACUUCUUUUUUCCCCCUUUUUCUUUUUUCUUAGUUUUAUUUUAGUUGAUAUGUUUUAAGUUUGUUAUCUACUUGUUUGUUGUGUUAUAUGUGGAAGAAGAUUACAUUGAACUUUUGUUGUAUGUACAUUGUUUUCAUUAUAUAGACUGCUUGAGAAUAGUGCGCUCCUGGGUGAUUUUGAACAUGCUACAAUGAAAUGUGAAACUAUCGACCUUGGAACCACCAGCUAGAGGUUUUAUGGACUCUCUGACCAGCUAUUCUCAUAUCAUGACAAAAUUCAGCAGUGUUGAGUAAAAUUACUAGAAGGCAAUAAGACUUUCAUUAUUAUGCUUAUCAGUCAUUUCUCUUUUCUAUUUCUCUUUUCUUUUCAUUGCAAGUUAAAUUCCCAAUUUCAGGAACAAUUUAUUGAAAUCAGGUAUUUAGCCAUUCAUAAUCACUUCAAUAGAAAUGUUUGUUGGAUAAACAUCUAGCAAUAUGACUGAAUUUGACACUGAGAAAAUAAUUUGCAUGUAUGUUACUGAAUAUUUGAGUUGGCAAAAAUCCCCUUAUUAGACACAUUGUAAAAAAGCAUGCAUUCACAAUUGUUGCUGUUACUGUUCUGUUUCUGUGUCAUAUGCUUGCUACUUGUAACUUUUUAUAUAAAGAUACAUAAAACAAUGUAUAAUAAUUUCCUACCUUGAGUUUAAUGUCAAUGUUUUCUUUUACUAAAUUUACAGAUUUUGUAGAAUUAAUGAGUUUAACCUGUAGGAACUGGAAAGUCAGACACAUCAGAGAAUCAGCUGCCUCACACCCCUUACUUAUUGAGAAAGGAAAGACAUUAAUUUCUUGAGAUUUAAUUGAAUUCGUAUUACAUA
Messenger RNA from Cygnus olor (mute swan), 3585 nucleotides. It is a transcript of the gene NETO1, whose product is annotated as neuropilin and tolloid like 1. The coding region runs from base 830 to 2431 and encodes 533 amino acids. The transcript is spliced from 11 exons. Gene Ontology annotation, molecular function: protein binding. NCBI's taxonomy places the organism in Eukaryota, Metazoa, Chordata, Aves, Anseriformes, Anatidae. The record is from RefSeq and is a predicted model, not a curated record.